AGAAAUUCCAAUAUGGACGUCGCAAGUUUAAACCUGAGGAUGAAAUGAAAACAUUAUCAAACUGCGGGUCAUUGCUGACUGGAAGAUAAAUCAUUGAUGUGCAAAUGAAUAAAAGAUGGCAACAAUGGUACAGGGAAUGUUCACAGACAGCGCAUAUCCUGGGUCAAGUCACCAACCCCAACAAAAUAGUCGGGGUUUUGCUUUUCGAAAGCGAUAUGAACGGAUAGACUGGAGGAGAAUAGCUUCCAUUGACAUUGAAAAUGUCGCUAGAACGUUGGAUUUUAAUGCCCUUCAGGAUAACAUAAUGAAUAUUACAUUUUGUAAUAUUGAGGCUGAAUUGGAUGUCAGAAUGGUGGAUCCAAAUUUCAUUAAGAUCUUCAAAUUAGCACAACUUUCAAUUGAAUACUUGCUGCAUUCUCAAGAAUUUUUAACUGCAAAAAUGUCUACAUUUGAAGGAAAUAUAAAAAAGACACAUGAGGAGCAUGAACAAACCAAAGCAACUCUUGAGAAGUUGAAGGAAGAAUUGGCAGCAGUGAAGAAAGAAAGUCAUAAAAGAAAGAAGUUACUUAUAGCUCAACAACACCUCAUUACAGCUGGAACAGAUGCUCAAAACAAGUGCCCUUUCUGCAUCAAGAAGUUCAUGAACCGCUCGUUCCUCGAGGCUCACAUGCACCGUCGUCAUGGCAGCUCCACCCCAAGCGUUCAGGCCACGCCCUCUCAGGACCAGAGCCCAGGUUCAAAGUCCGAACAGUCGCCAGAGAUCCGGUUGAACACAGCUCUCGAGGACCAGCUUGAGGAAAUAAGAGAGAGGCUGAGGGAGACAGAGGCCCAGUUGAACCACGAAAGGAAGGCCAGGAAGAAAAUAGAGCUACAGCCGCGAAUUGAGGAGAAAACAAACAAUGCGCAUCUCACCUCUGAACAGCAGAUGGAAUUACAGGAAGUUAAAGCAAUGUUUAUGAAGGAAUUAAAGGAGGCGCAUGAGAGGAAUCAGCAAAUGGAACGCAAACUUGCCGAUCUAAAGGGCCGCAAAAAGGGCUCAAACCUGGGCGAAAUGAUGGAUGAUACAGACAAUGAGCGAGAAUUGCUACGACAGCAGAGAGAGGAAAUGUCCAUGUUGAAGGAGCAGAUUCAGGGAGAAAUGCAAGCCCAGCAGGCAGAGACUGAGCUUCAUUGGCAGAACAGAGUGGAGCAGUUGCAGAGAGAACACCAGCAGUCCAUCGGCAAGUUGACAAAGGCCCUGGAGGUACAGCGCCGUCAACUCGGCAGCAAGAAUGGAGAGGCAUCGCCUUUAGUGCAGAAACAACAGGAGCACAUGGACGAGCUCAUCAGGAAACGCAGAAGUGAACCGCAAACCAAAGAACAGGAUCAGUUGAUUCAAGAAGAAUUGCGAAGAACGGAAUUGGCGAAGCAGGAAGCGCAGACUCGCGUGUCUCGCAUGGAGCCCAGCGAGGAUGAAGAUGACACUACGGAGAUGGGAACCGCUACUCAACUGUCAGGGGAUCUGACUGGGCGCUCUGCAGACAUGACCGCUCAGUCAACCGGAACCAUGGGCACUACCGGCAGUGGUGAGAUCACUCUGAGGACCACACAGUUCCUUGAGAAGCUUCGAGAGAAUCCUCAACUGCGCUUCAUGAGGGACGAGCUUGUAUCCAUGCUGCAAGAUCAGCUCGAGAAGAUUGGAAUCGCUCCAGGCACAAAGUAUCUCCCAGGUGACAUGCUGGCCAAUAAACUCGCUCAUCUGCAAACUAGACGUCAGACUCUUGUGCAGAAACACGGGGCCCUGUUCAGUUCCCUGCGGGUCCAGUUUGACGCCUUCACCACGGCGCAGGCUAAGGAGCGUCUCAAGGCCCUGAAGAAGUCCCCACCCCUCGGGCCAAGCCGCAGACCAGCCAGUGGUGCCAAUCAAGGCAGUAACCAGUCUAUUCCCACCUCGGGUCUAGGCAGCUCUGGUUCCCCCGUGCGUGGACCCAGUCCCAAACCUAGGCCAGUUCCUGCCAUGUCUACGCAGCCUGGAGCUAGAGCCCCUCAGCAGUCUCUGAAGAGUCCCCGCCAACGAGGCGCAAUCAGCCCGCGCAGAACAGAGAGCCCUGUUCGUCAAACAGCAUCGAGCGCAGAGUACACAAGCACCCAGUGGGACUCAGACGAAGAGACGGAAACUGAGUCCGAGGAAGAGCCUGCAUUCGUCCGGGCUCCGAACGUAAUAAUGUCCGGUCCCGCCCCCUCCCGCCCAGGUUUCCCGACCCCCCAGUCGAGACCCCAGCAGCAGCCGUCCCCUGCACCUAGAACACCCACUAGAGCUGCCCCUGUGACGAAACCUGUAGUUGAAGAUGACGAUGAUGAUGAUUGGAUGGACUCUGAGAGUGAAAUGGAGGAACCAGCUCCAAGGACAGCCAACGUGGUCUCACGAACGCCGCAGCCCAAAGGUCAGAUGGUGGCAGAACUGUCCAGAUCCAUCGAAAUGCAGUUAGCAGGUCGAAAGGGAACAUCGAAGCCAACCGGUGGUGUUGAUACCAUGGGUACAUCGCCAGGUCAGAAAAAAGUGGGAGAUAUAAUGGAUUUCGACUCAGACAGUGACUGGGACGUGUCACCAGUUUCAGACGAUGACGUCCCCGCCAAGCCCAAGCCCAAGGGUGGGGCUGGCAAGCCCCGGGGGGCUGGUCAUGUUGACGCCUCUGUCUCAUCUAGCGCUAACACCUAUGGUACCAGUCUGUGGGGCUCCUCAUCAAAAGACUCAUUGUCUGAUUUAUAAUGUUGUGCCCCAGUGCAAAGGUCUAACAGCAGAAGCAGUUUUGUGUCAGUAUCAGAUGUGAGUGAUGAUGAGGAUUUGGACAUGGAAAAUAUUUAGACCGUGCCACAUGGGUUUAUUUUUAGAUUCAGCUUAGUCUACUUCAAAAUCAAUAAAUCUUAAAUCGACAGUGGCCAGAAUGUUAGAAAUGAGGAAAAAAUAUUACAAGAUGGAUGGCCUUAAUUGGUGAAUAUUUAAUAUAGCAUAUCUUAUUGAUGUUUACAUAAUCUGAUGUGUUUUACUUAGACUGGCUUGGGCCUAUUUAUACCUGCAUAUGUUUUAUCUCAAUACUAUAACGAUGUUUUUUAGUAUCAUGCCAGUGUCUUAGUUUCUCUACAUGCCUAUACCAUACAUAUCUAAUAACAGGCCUAAAUUACCUGUGUGUAUAUUAAUGUCAUGAAAUGUUAACCAGCCUAUACACCCAAUAUUGGUUUAUGGACAUUUGCAUAUACACUCAAUAAUAGUUAUUGGUUAAUUACUUCUGAUUUGGCGAUAUGUGCUGCCAUUUUCUUAAUGUGAUAAAGUCAACUACUUACUUAUGUAUUUAUAGAUUUUUAAGUGCCCUUGGACUUGUUAUUGAUGGUUUGAUAUUAUCUAAAGAAUGCAGAUGCCAUGGUUAAAUGUUACAAUUAUUGGGGAUGACAAGAUAUAGAAAUGCUUUAUUAAGCAUUGAUUUUUGUUGGUAUUUUAUCAUUGUUAGUGAUAUUGUUGAUGUAUGUGUUAUUUUACUGUUGUUAGUUGUUUAUCUACAUUUUUCGUCUGUGAGGGUAUGAUGUAUGUGCUACAUAUGUUAUUUAAUGUUGUGUUUUGUGGUUGUUGAAGAUGUAUAUUUAUAUUAUUUAAUUACAUAUAUAUACACAUUCUUAUAUGAAUUCAAAUGCACUUAAGUAAUGUAGUUUCUCUCAUUAUAUCAAAAAUGAUAUAAUAAUACUUACUGAAAUAUGGUUAAAAGAAAUUACCUUCUAUAUAUUUCACUUAUCUUUUUGCUGCUGUAUUUGACUGAAAUACUGUUUAAAACCUUUUUCUUUACUGAACAUAAUAAACAGAUGCUGUUGUUUAAAUCUCUAUUUUGAUGUAGAGAAUAGUGACAGGCAGCAUCUUAAUUCUGUUACUGUGCUAAUCAAUAUGUGAUAUAAAUUUGUUGCAAGUUUAUUAUAAACUAUUUAUUUUUUCAUAAUUAAGUACAUCUUAUUUAAGCAUCAAUCAUAUAAUUGUCAUAAGUGCUGCUUGUGUUACAUUUGCACAGGACGGGAUGGUCUGCUGAAACCUUUCUAAGUACAAUAAAAAUUACAUCUGAAGCGUUGUAUAGGGAAUAUUUCAGGAUCACUUAUAAUUUUUAUAUCUGAAAACUGUAGUAAAAAAAAGCUUUGCCUAUCUAGCAAUCAGGACAGGUCCCCAAUUCUCAAAUGUGAAAAACAGAUUAAACUAAGCUUUAUUAUAUUUUAAGUAUUUGUUAUAAAACAGUUAAAUUAUAACCUUGUACUUAUGCUGUACAUUAAAAUGCCACAUCUCACUUUUGGGAAGGUUAUGUAUUCAUAUGUAUGACAAAAUUAAGUUGAACUGAUUCCUUGCUAAAAUGAUCACUUAUGCUCUUAAGAAAAUCUAUUUCACUUUUAUUUUUUAAAUGACUGUCUGCUUGGUGAAGGAAGUGUUCUUAUAAUGUCUUGUGAUUGUUGUUAAUAUAACGUAUACAAUCUGUUGAAUAAUUGAAUCUCAUAUUAUUAAAUAUAUUAAUUGGACCAAAGAAUACCGGUAUUUUUCCCCGUACUUUUCUUUAAAAAUAUAUACAUGUCUCAAGCAAUUAAAUCUCUGAAUUUUAUUUUAUUUAUUAGAAACUCUUGACUGAUGUACUCAUACAAUUUCUACUUAUUUGUUUCCUCGAUUGAUAUUUGGUCAUUAUAAAGCAGAUAGAAUAGUUCAUAAGAGAACCAUACAUCAUUUUGCACAUGCUUCUUAAUUUUACAAUUAAUAUAUGAAUAUAAUAAGUAAACAUAGCAUGCAAUGUCAUAUUAAUCUAACUUUUUACAUGUAUGCCCCCCUUCGAAGAAGAGGGGGUAUAUUGUUUUGCACAUGUCGGUCCGUAUGUCCGUCCGCCCACCAGAUAGUUUCCGGAUGAUAACUCAAUAACGCUUCGUGUAGGAUCAUGAAACUUCAUAGGUACAUUGAACAUGACUCGCAGAUGACCCCUAUUUAUUUUGAGGUCACUAGGUCAAAGGUCAAGGUCACGGUGACCCGAAAUAGUAAAAUGGUUUCCGGAUGAUAACUCAAGAACACUUAUGCCUAGGAUCAUGAAACUUCAUAGGUACAUUGAUCAUGACUCGCAGAUGACUCGUAUUGAUUUUCAAGUCACUAGGUCAAAGGUCAAGGUCACAGUGUCAAAAAACGUAUUCACACAAUGGCUGCCACUACAACUGACAGCCCAUAUGGGGGGCAUGCAUGUUUUACAAACAGCCCUUGUUUUAGUAAAACAACAUGGCUCUUUAGUUUAAAACAAUUUUUUGCCAAAGGAUGCUGGAAUUUUAUACUAAAAUAUGCCAAAAGUGUUUUUUUAAAUACUUCUUAAUGCCAGUACCUUAACGUAUCGGUGAAAAUCAUGCAACAAAUGUUGUUUUUCCCAAAAAUAAGCCCCUUACUCAUUAAUAUUCUUUUGUAAUGUAUGCUCGGUGAUAUAUGUCAUCAUUGAUGUAAAUAUAAAGACCCAUAUGGAAAGAUCUACGACCUUAAUGGUUUCUAGGUGCUGGUAAAAUGAAGCAGGGUGAAAAGGCGGAAACUUUUCUUGAAAAUUUGCAUAAACCAGGGUUUUAUAAACUAGUUGUCAUUUUUGAUGUGUUAUUUAUUAGAAUUUUUUAACAAUUACAAAAUUAUGCAGAUUCCUUUGAAUUACUUUGAUGAUAAACCUUUAUUGUCAAGGGUUCAGAAAAAUUUGAGUUUACAACUUUAAAGAUCUAGAUCUUCGCCAAAUCCCAGUUAAAAGAGCAUUUUCCACGAUUUGAAACAUACUCAAUGUCACAUUUAUGAUUAUGGAGGCAUAUACUCAUAUUUCUCAUAUCUUAAUUCAUGUAUAAACCAGACUCGUUAAUAUACCGUCCUUGUAAAAUAUCAACCUAUUUUUGUCAUAAUAAUGUUAUUUUUGUAUGCAUUAUACUAUGUAAGAAAUUAACAUAUCAUAAUACUGAAUAUGCAUUUGUACCGUCCAAAACGUUUAUAGUAGAGUGUGUAACUUUGUGACAGGAUAUAUAUUGUUUCAUUUUUUCAUUUUUAAUCAUUGAUUUUUUACUCAGCAAAUGAUAUAAUGCACCGAUUUGAAAUUGUUAUAUUGUUAUAUAUAAGGCAGAGCAAAAGCAAAUUGUCAGGUAAAUUUCUGAUUAAGAAUCACUGAUGUAAAGCAAUUAUGAACCGCUUCAUUCGCAAGUAGGAUUUACACCAAAUGCUGCCACAUUUGCACAGACUGGUUAUUUGCUAUGCUCAGGACUUCACAGGCUGAUCUGGUAAUUACUAUAAGUAUACAUGUGUAUUAUGAAUUAACCCUUUCAGUGCUGGAACCGAAUUUUGAAGGCCUUUGCAAACAGUUUGGAUCCAGAUGAGACGCCACAGAACGUGGCGUCUCAUCUGGAUCCAAACUGUUUGCUAUUCUGAUUGUAUUCUUUGAAAAAAAUUAGAAGAAAAUGCUAAUUUUAGAAAUUCAGCAGACGACAUUUUAGCAGACGACAAAUUUCCCAGCAUGCAAAGGGUUAAGCCCAGCUUUAUCAGAGCACGGUUCCAAUGUAUCUCAAUUGUUGGUAAAUAUUGCAACGUGUGAAUCUGAAUAAUUGAUUAUGAACAUAAAGUUGUCUGCCUUGAAAUGGUGCAAAAUCACUCCUUUGCGUUUGUUUCUUGUGAUAUAAGUACAUUGUUAACCCUUUGCAUGCUGGGAAAUUUGUCGUCUGCAAAAAUGUCGUCUGCUGAAUUUCUAAAAUUAGCAUUUUCUUUGAUUUUUUUCAAAUAAUACUUUCAGAAUAGCAAACAGUUUGGAAUCCUGAUGAGACACCACGUUCUGUGGCGUCUCAUCUGGAUCCAAACUGUUUGCAAAGGCCUUUAAACUUUGGUUCCAGCACUGAAAGGGCUAAAUCAUUGAUACCGCACACUAUAAGGAACAUUAAAAUGUGUUAACCCCGUCCUAUUGACGUAUUAGCUUUAAAUAAUGGUAAUUGUAUUAAUGUCUAACAUUGGGUCUAAACAUGCCUCUCAUGUGUUGAUUUGUUAAUUGUAACAUUAUUCCUGUAACCCUUAUGAUGUGUUGAUAUACAUUUCUAUAUAUCGUUUCAAACAAGCUUUACAUGUACUAUCUUUUAUGGUAGAAAUUAUCUCAUUACGGUACUUAAACUUUGUGAUAUUAUCUUGUUUUACUGUACUUAUUUUUAUAUACUUUAAGUGCUUUAAUUUAAAUUAAACUUAGAAAGUGUGAUUAUCUCUUCAUUUAUCUCAUAUGUUUCUUAUUUAAAGGUUUGUGGUGCUGAUAAUGUCCGAGAUACGAUACUCUUAUUCGAGGGUCUACCUAUAUAUUUUGCAACUUGCCUCUUUUAAGUAUGUAAUGCGUGAUAUGGUAAAUUUGUAUGAAAGUGUGGGCUUUAAUACUUAUUGAAUUGUGUAUAUGGAUAUGAAUUCUUAUUUAAAGGAAGGUUUUACUUGACAUGUUUGUAAAUAAUCAUAUAAUUGUUUACCUAGAAACAAAUCUUUAUCAUUAGUUUUAGCUCAAAAAUUCAUUGAAAAAGUUUUAGCCAUGCUACUCACCUGUUAAUCGGCAUUGAUGUUGGCAUUGUGCUUUGCAUGCAACGUCCCUUUUGCAUAAAACAUUCAUGUUAGGGUUGAGAAAAUCCCGGUUAUGGUUUUUGUGCACCAAGUACAUACUGGAAUCUCUGUGUCUACUAGAGAUAUUCAAUUGAAUGUUUAUUUCUUAUUCUAAUCAAGUCACAUAACUCAGGCCUGCUUUUAAGCUGGUUUGUGUGCUCUUUGAUGAUUUAUCCUGGCACUACUUCAUAUGAGCACAGUCCACACAGGCUAAUCUGGGACGACAAUUUACGCACAUGCAUUUAACUCCCUUUUCGCAGAGCAUGACUCAUAUAUUUAAUCUUAACUUCAACUGUGUUUCGUGGAUCGCAAAGAAAGGUCACUUUCUGAACACAUAUGUUUUACUGUCAAAGAAGAAGAAUAGUUGAGAAGAUUGUAUUGGGACAGGUUUUGUUUGUUUGAGAAUUGUUCAUUUAUUUUGACAAUUUGCAAACAGUAGACGCAAAAUAUAUACAUACUAGUAAUAUAUAUAGUUUUAUAAGGGGAACUUAAAAGAAGUAGAAUGUCUUCAGUAGUGUUUAUUAUUUUUUUAUUCAUCAAAACAACAAAUGUGUCAUUGUUUUUUUCAUGGUCAAACUAAUUCAAACGUUCAAAGAAAAUGUGAUAAUAUUAAAUUAAUUUAUGAUUUAUAAUGAAUAUUAAUAUUGUAAGUAUUAAACUAUUAUUUAGAAUGUAAUAACUUGUUUUUUUUUCUAUGAGCUUAUUACAAGAAGUCCAGAUUUUUUAAGUAAAUUUGGAUUGAACUUUUGGUCUCUGAAAAAGAAUUUUAUUAUUAAAUGAAUGAAAUGUAUUAUAGAUAUUAAUUUCCCUUUAGUUGUUAAUUUUCGUUUGUAAUACAUUGCAUACAAUAAAUAAAAUAUACUUGAUAAUGA
This is a messenger RNA of Dreissena polymorpha, 8484 nucleotides long. RefSeq names its product cilium assembly protein DZIP1L-like. Gene Ontology annotation, cellular component: ciliary basal body; cytoplasm. The coding region runs from base 116 to 2749 and encodes 877 amino acids. NCBI's taxonomy places the organism in Eukaryota, Metazoa, Mollusca, Bivalvia, Myida, Dreissenidae. The record is from RefSeq and is a predicted model, not a curated record. The transcript is spliced from 23 exons. Gene Ontology annotation, biological process: cilium assembly.